CGUUCAUCCUGCCCCAUGAUCCCAGCUUCCUUCGCUCCAUGCUGCUCCAUUGUGGGGGCUGGCUGUGCCGGUAACGGGACACCCAUUCCUGCUGGGCUGUGGGCUGCCCUGCCUGAAUCCCACGGGGAUCCCUCCGAGGGAGCUGAGAUAAAGACAGUUUACCAGGGAAGGGGAAACAUCCCUGAUGCCCGCCUCCAGGGACCGCGCCGGGCUGAGGGCUCGGGGCCAACGCUGAGCCCGCCGCAGGCGGAGCCGGGCUUUGCAGUGAGUCCAAGUGUCUGGACCGCUCCAGCUCCGAGACCUUCCGGCACCUGUGGCCGGAGCAGCUCCAGAAACCGGACCGAAAGCUCGGGAGCCCUGGAAGAGCGGGAGGCUCCGCGCCGCCACCGUAAAGACGCGCUUCGUCCACGAGCACGCGCUUCCGCUUCCGCCCGCCCCUCGGACACGCCCCACCAAUCGCCGCGCAGCACGGCGGCGCUCCGCCCAAUCAGCGACGCUUCCCUCUCUUUCUUCCCGCCCCUGCCGCCCUUUGCGGGACUCCCACCAAUGAGAAGCGCGUCCGCCGCCGCUCGCCCCGCCCACGACGCGCCGCCGCACGCGCGUGCGCAGUGCCCGCGGGGGCGACCAGGGGUCAGGACGGCGCAGGGCCCGCGGGCAGGACCGGCCAUGGCAGCGCUGCGACUGCUGUACCAGGCUGCCCGUGCAGGCCCCCUGGCCCCACUGGGCUCCCUGCGCCCGCUCAGCACCAGCACCCCCAGGGACUGUUACAAGUACGUCAACAUGCGGGAGCCGGCCAUGGACAUGCGAUCCAUCACCGACCGCGCCGCCCAGACCCUGCUCUGGACCGAGCUCGUCCGCGGCCUGGCCAUGACCCUGAGCUACCUUUUCCGCGAGCCGGCCACCAUCAAUUACCCGUUUGAGAAGGGCCCGCUGAGCCCGCGGUUCCGCGGGGAGCACGCGCUGCGCCGCUACCCGUCCGGGGAGGAGCGCUGCAUCGCCUGCAAGCUCUGCGAGGCCGUGUGCCCGGCACAGGCCAUCACCAUCGAGGCCGAGCCCCGCGCCGACGGCAGCCGCCGCACCACGCGCUACGACAUCGACAUGACCAAGUGCAUCUACUGCGGGUUCUGCCAGGAGGCCUGUCCCGUGGAUGCCAUCGUGGAGGGCCCCAACUUCGAGUUCUCGACGGAGACGCACGAGGAGCUGCUCUACAACAAGGAGAAGCUGCUCAACAACGGCGACAAGUGGGAGGCCGAGAUCGCAGCCAACAUCCAGGCUGAUUACCUGUACCGGUGACGGGCCCCUCCCGCCCCCCAAAUAAAGUGUUUGGGGGUUCUCCCCCUCUGCUGGCACUGUGGGUGCCAGCCCCUUCCCAUAA
Messenger RNA from Passer montanus (Eurasian tree sparrow), 1375 nucleotides. RefSeq names its product NADH:ubiquinone oxidoreductase core subunit S8 (gene NDUFS8). Gene Ontology annotation, biological process: mitochondrial respiratory chain complex I assembly; mitochondrial electron transport, NADH to ubiquinone. Gene Ontology annotation, molecular function: 4 iron, 4 sulfur cluster binding; NADH dehydrogenase activity. The transcript is spliced from 7 exons. Bases 16 to 1293 code for a protein of 425 amino acids. NCBI's taxonomy places the organism in Eukaryota, Metazoa, Chordata, Aves, Passeriformes, Passeridae. The record is from RefSeq and is a predicted model, not a curated record. Gene Ontology annotation, cellular component: membrane.